Messenger RNA from Drosophila pseudoobscura, 1083 nucleotides. Its product is annotated as SAP30-binding protein. The transcript is spliced from 3 exons. Gene Ontology annotation, cellular component: nucleus. Bases 42 to 992 code for a protein of 316 amino acids. Gene Ontology annotation, biological process: regulation of DNA-templated transcription. NCBI's taxonomy places the organism in Eukaryota, Metazoa, Arthropoda, Insecta, Diptera, Drosophilidae. The record is from RefSeq and is a predicted model, not a curated record.
ACUAUAAAUCCGGCAGAACCAAGUACUCUAAUCCCGCAAAAAUGGCCGCUCUGGCCAGUUUGACCGCACAGUACACGGACUCCGAGAACGAAGGCGAUGCCAGUCCGGAUUCCCAAAAUUCGACAGCGUCCCAGGUGAUCAUACCAAAGCGUCCAUCGCCCACGCCUGUCAAGGAGGAGCCGCGGCCCAAAAAGUCCAAGAAGAAGACGAAGCGGGCCAAGAAAGUGCGGCGCCUGGUGAGCUACCAGGACGACACACUCAUCUCCGACGAGGAGGAAGAUCGCGCCCACGAGCCUAGCGAGGAGGAGUCCAGCAGCGACAGCGAUAACUCUGGUGGGGACAGCGAUGGUGCCAAGGCCACGAACAGCGCCAAGGUCGAGGGAGAAGCCGAGGGAACACCCAUGGAGGUGGACGACGACUCGAAUGUCUACCAGCCCGAUGAACGCACGGCGGAGAGCUAUGAGAAGGACCCAAAAUACGCCAAAUACAAGUUCCAGCUUCCGCCAGAGCCCAAGGGGAAGCCGUCACCAGAGCUGGUGUCCAAAAUAACCAAAAUGUACACGAAAAUGCGGCAGACCAACAUGGACAUGAAUCGGGUCAUUCAGGACCGCAAGGAGUUCCGCAAUCCCAGCAUUUACGACAAGCUGAUAAGCUUCUGCGACAUCAAUGAGUUCGGCACCAACUAUCCGCCGGAGAUCUACGAUCCACUGCGGUGGGGCGAGGAGUCUUACUACGAGGCCCUAUCGGCCGUGCAGAAAACGGAGAUGGUGAAGCGGCAGAAGGAUCGCAAGGAGGUGGACAAGGUAGAGCAGGCCACGGCGCUUGCACGCAAGGUGGAGGAGGAGGCCAAGAAGCGCAAAUCCAAGUGGGAUCAACCGGCCUCAUCAUCCAGCGUUAAGCAAACCCUGCCUGCUCUCACCACCACAGUGACUGGCACCAAGGGCACGGUCAUAUCUGCUUUCGGCUCUCUACCCAAGAAGCCAGCGGCUUAGAUUUUAGCUCCUAUUAUUAGUAUGUUAUAUUAUAUGCGGGCAGUACCGUCUGUAAAAACAAAUAAAUUUAAGAUUGACGGCUUUAAAAGUA